AUGCGUAGUACCGCAUCUAGUACAAGUACGCCUAUUGGUGAGAGUAAUACACCAACGGGAAAUGGAGAUACAAAACUAACUAAAGAGGUGACGCUCAAUGACAAGGACAUCGAUGAUGACGAUGACGCAGACGAAGAGGAGGAGGAUGAGGACUACGAUCCAACGAAAAAGGAAGAUGCUGAAGCCACCGAUGACGACGAUGAUGCAGAUCUAGGGGAUGAUGAUGGAAAAAUACCCGAUUUUUCCAAAAUAGAAUCUAGUGUUUCACAAGUUAAAACGCGAUCGCAAAGACUACAUGCUAAACAACAGAAGCAAGCCAAAUAUAUUGGAAAUUUUGAGACUGACUCACGUGGAUUAGUCAAAGAGACAUGUUCACUCGAUAUAAACCUGAUUUUCAACGAUUUAAAAGAAAAUAAAGUUGACAUUCAUGAGGAAUUGGAAUUAGAGACAUCACAACUAAACGACUCGGAAGCACAAAAGCAACAGAAAGAAGCAGAAGCAGUAACCGCCAACCCCACUGAUGGGCAACAAAUCCGCAUUCAAAUUAAUUAUACAUUUGCCGGGAAACUAAUUACAGAAUCCAAAUUAGUUGAUGCCAAUUCAGAAGAAGCCAAAGCCUACCUCAACUCUACUUCCUCCAUCACAUCAGCAUCGAAUGAUAUACCGAAUAAACGUACCGAAGUUAAAGUCAUUCGGCAAGAUCCACAAACUAAAGAAAAUGUAGAACUUCGAAUCAAACUCAAAAGACCAUCAUUAAUUGAUAAGUUCAUAGAGUUAAAUGGUAAUAACAAGAAAAUGAAGUUGUCGACAUUGGAGAAAUCUCGUUUGGAUUGGGCUAGUUUCAUAGAUAAGCGAAAAAUUGGUGAUGAGUUGAAAAGGCAUAAUCGUGGAGGGUACUUGGACAAGCAAGAGUUUCUUAGCCGGGUUGAUUCAAAGAAAGAUGAGAUUUACCAAAAAGCGAAAGAGGAAGAAAGAAAAAGACAGUUUCAACUUCAGGGUAAGUAA
This is a messenger RNA of Lodderomyces orthopsilosis Co 90-125, 1005 nucleotides long. RefSeq lists its product as uncharacterized. The transcript has a single exon. NCBI's taxonomy places the organism in Eukaryota, Fungi, Ascomycota, Pichiomycetes, Serinales, Debaryomycetaceae. The coding region runs from base 1 to 1005 and encodes 334 amino acids. The record is from RefSeq and is a predicted model, not a curated record.